UGAUGAUGUGGAUGAUGUCCUAAAGACUGUCAACUUCUUUAGGGAGAUGAAAGCUAUAAACAGGGAAUUCUUCUGUGACAUGCAACUCGAUGAGUCCGACAGAGUUAAGAACAUAUUCUGGGCGAACGCAAGCUGCCGAGGCGCAUAUCAGGACUUCGGUGACUGUGUAACAUUUGACACCACGUACAAGACCAACAAGUACCAUAUGCCACUUGGGGUGUUUGUCGGUACUAACAACCACUUACAGACUACAUUCUUUGGUUUCGCCCUGAUAAGAGAUGAGGAUGCAGAAUCAUUCAGAUGGUUGUUCAAGACGUUUUUAAGGUGCAUGAGAGGGAAGGCUCCUACAUGCAUCCUCACAGUGCCAGGCAAUGGCUUUGGCGAUCGCAGAUGUUUUCAAGAACACAAUACAUAAGCUAUGCCGCUGGCACAUUACGAAGAAGUACAGGGAACACCUCGCGUACCUAUAUUUCCUGCACGAGGACCUUAAGGAUGAAUUCACAUCAAUUCUCAACUGGCCCCUCAUGCCAACUGAGUUUGAGGAUGCCUGGAAAAGACUCAUGGAUAAGUACAACCUCCAUGAUGAUGCCACAAUGGUGGGCAUGUGGAACGAGCAUGAGAAAUGGAUAUCAGCCUACUUCAAAGAAAUUUUCUGCGCCAAAAUGACAUCCACACAGUGAAGUGAGAGCAUGAACUAUGUGCUCAAGAAGAACUACGUAAAUGAGAGACAUAACCUACACCGGUUUGUCAGCCAGAUAAACUCCUGCGUCAAAAGCAGGAGGCAGACAGAGAACCAGGAGACAAUGGGUAACCGGACGGAACAAAACACGCUGACCUUCUAUGGGUUUGACACCCAGAUGGCAAAGCUGUACACGCGAGUUGUGUACAGCGAGAUCAGAGAUAGGCUAAAACUGAGCACUCUCUUCACGGCGAUAGAGACGGAAGAGCCCACAAAGUACCUAGUGCGCUACAACCACCCGCAAAAACUGUCUGUGUGGGCUCAGCACGCGUUCCAGGUGGUUGCAGACCCCGUGGGAGAAACAUAUGAGUGCGAGUGCAGGCUAUGGGACCACACAGACAAUUAAGGCUCAAAGCGUUCCAGAGAAAUACAUACUCAGGAGAUACACCAAACGACCGAAUAUCCAGCCAACAUUUGACAGAAAUGACUUGAGGACAGUAGCGUCAAACAAGGCAUCCCAAUACUGCAUUGAAAGCUCACUGCUGACGCUGAACAUGAGGGUGCACAGAAAAAGCUUGAGAAGCCAAGAGCAAAUGGCAAGGACGCGGGUCGUCAUGGACAAACUUGAACAAGAACUCGACGCCAUGCAUUCUGCUGACAAUGGGGGUGUCGCGGACAAUGAAGCCAUUGAGAAGGAUAUUGCUACAAUGUUGUCCGAGAUGAACCAUAUGGGAGCUAUUGACCCGUUUGAGAACGAGGAAGAGGAGCAGCAGCAACCGGAGCUUGCCCGUGUGGACACUCAAGAGCAACGACAAACUCACAUGCAAGAUCAUGAGCUUGAUGGUGCUGUAGGCGAACAACAUGACAAUAGCACAUCCUACAAGCAGCAUCAGGAAAGGGUGAUUAAACCCCCAAUAUUCUCAAACACAAAGGGGAGGAAGAGCAAGAUGCAAGCAACAGCCAAAAAGCCACCACGCCCCAUCAAGCGCGUGGAAUUUGGCCCGGACGGCAAACCCCUCGGGGUAAGGGCAUGCGGAUUCUGCAAUGUCGUGAGCAACCAUAACUACCGCACAUGCCCACUCCGCACAGAUGCCACUGUCAACAAGAACAAGCAGAUUGGAGCCACCCAACUUUCUACCAAUGGAGACAACACACGUAACAGCUACACUUGCCGCAAGUGUGGCGGAACUGACGGACAUAAUGCCCGCACGUGCAAAGUGGGCAAGGAGGUCAGUGGAGCUGAACAUAAACAGGGCAAGGUACAGAGUUCCAAGCAAUCAAAUGAAGACGAUGAAGAAGAAGAGUUUGAUGAGAAUGACGGCCAAUCAGACGAAGACAAUGAAGAUGACAGUGUCGGGGGCGAGGAAACUGAAACUGACGAUGAAGCUGCCAAGGCUCAACCUGGAAAGAGCGUUGGCAAGGCACAACAUUCGGGGACAGUUAGGAGAAGCUCAAGACUGAACAAUACAUAGUGGUUAUCCUGCUGCGUCAACUAAAAAAUAACCGUGUAGUCUCAAUUGAAUCAGCACACAAUGAGGAAGCAUUUCACAAAAACACUGUCAUUUACCAAAACUUAUUUAGCUUUAUCGUCAAUUUCUCGAUCAGAACUAAAGUUAUUUUUUAGUUUGUGAUUCGUGACCACUGGAGCAGUGAUAUUGUUAUGUAAACCAUUUGAUAAUCAUUUUGAAUGCAGUCACAAAAUACGUUUGAAAAAACUUAUCUGGAUAUAUCCGACGCAAAAGGCUACUGUGAACCAGUAACUCAGGAAAAAAAUAUGUCAAGGAAAAUUUUAAACUCUUGUAGCAUAUUAGUACUGAUAACUAUCAGUCGUCAGUACAAGGCAGAGUACACAUCAGUACUGAUAUAAUUUCUGAUUUGUGCCCGCUGAAGCAGUGACAUUAUUAUUUAAACCAUUUGAUAAUCCUUUUGAAUGCAGUCAAAAAUAAAAUUGAAAAAACUUAUCCUCAUAUAUCUGACGCAAAACUAUGCCUGCUCCUACAAGUCCCAAUUUAGAAAGACCGUCAGUACAUAAAAAUAAUUACAUCAAGCAAAAUGCGAAUAUAAUACAUCCUGUACUGGUGAAAAUCUAAUUUAUCUGUAAAAAAUACUCACAUGUUAUCUUGAUAUAAACAAUCCUUUAAAAAAAUACGAAAAUUGUUUAAAAAAACAUUAGCACCACACAUAGUAUCGCUGGUAUUUGGUACGUUCAAUUACACUUCAAUCACCAGUCCGAGUACGACACUAGAGGAGUUCAGACCUCCACCAACACCGACGCUGACACGUGCAAGUGGGAUAAGCAGCUGAUAAGUACAGCUUGACUAUACGAAUCGGUGCCACAGUAAAAUGCUAUCAUCACCACCGCAGAGACGUGCAAGUGGGGUUUUGCAGAUCAUAAGUACAGCUACACAAGACUAGCCAGUUCAACAGUAAAAACCAUUUAACUUGGACGGUUAGUUCUUCCAGGCCACCACCCGCGCCACCCACUGCGCGGUUGCCAUGACGAAGUGCAAACGACGACCCCCACGACCACUACACACAAGCCCCCCGACGAACCGCCUCCCACACACCACCGUCGGCGCACUGAAAAAAAUACCCCAUUGUCUUCCAUCUCUCCCUUGUUUCCACAAACCACCAUUGCCGCUUCCAUUUCCACUGCACACAAACCUCCAGCGUCUCUCUCCAAAGCCCACAAGUCGCCGGAGGAAGGCCAUGGCGGAGGAACCGUCCGCCAAGCGUCAUCAUGCCGAGACGUCGGACAAGAGGAGCAACCUCGUCGACAUUAACGUCCUCGGCGAGAAGCGCGACUACACCAGAACGCUCAAAGGGGUUGAGCUCCACGGCAAGGAGACGCUGGAGAUCGUCUGCACCAGCGAACCAGACAAGGCCGAUGAGGUGAUCUCCAGGCUCUGGAGGAAGCUUGGCGGCAGGAUUCGUAGGAUCAUCGGCGUUGGUGUGCACUACACCAACAAAGAUGAACCUCCCCAGAUGGCGGCAGUCCUGCAGUUGUGCGUCGACGAACUCUGCUUGGUGUACCACAUCGCAACGGCCACAAAAUGGCCCAAGCGCCUGACCGACAUGCUGCAGCAUGACAAGUUGUCCACAUUUGCCGGUUUCAGCAUUGAAAGCGACAAACAGAAGCUGAAGUUGUCCGGUAUGGAGAUCAACUCCAACAAGUUCAUCGAC
Triticum dicoccoides is the source of this 3862-nucleotide messenger RNA. RefSeq lists its product as uncharacterized. The transcript has 5 exons. Lineage: Eukaryota; Viridiplantae; Streptophyta; Magnoliopsida; Poales; Poaceae. The record is from RefSeq and is a predicted model, not a curated record. The coding region runs from base 1045 to 2151 and encodes 368 amino acids.